GGGCGGACCUUGAACCCCGGGAAUACGCGCGGAGUGAAAACCUACACAGGGCAGUUAGAGCGGAAGUGACGCCAGUUUCACCUGCUCGCCCUGGUGCGGAUUGGGAGAGGGAAAAGGAGAGGACAGAAGCACGGAGGUAUUGGUGAGCGGGGCUGGGAGCGAGACCCAUCAGGAAAGCUGCGGAGGGGAACCGGAGCGCAGACCCAGGGGAGUCCCCUCGCCAUGAAGCUCCUGUUGUGCUUUGCGCUCCUGUGCUGGACAGCGGACAUGACUAGAAGUGUGACUAUAACCACUACUGAAGAAUCCUUUGAAAAAGCCAAGGGUGAAACAGUUCAUUUCCCUUGCAAAUUUACAGUUAGCCCAGAAGACCAAGAACCAUUACACAUUGAAUGGAUUAAAUCACCCCCUGAUAACCAAAGGGUUGAUGAAGAGAUAAUUGUAUAUUUUGGAGGCAACAUUUAUGAUAAAUACUCUAAAAAUCUGAAAGGACGCGUUUAUUUUACAAGCAGUGAUCCCAGAUUAGGUGAUGCAUCAAUUAACAUAACUGAUAUACAGUUAUCCGAUAUGGGCACAUAUCAAUGCAAAGUGAAAAAACUUCCUGGUAUUGCAAACAAAAAAAUUCAGCUUUCUGUGCUUGUUAAGCCUUCAGGAACAAAAUGUUAUCUUGAUGGAUCAUCAGAGAUUGGCAGUGACUUUAAACUAAGAUGUGAAUCAGAAGGUUCACUUCCUUUAUACUAUGAAUGGCAAAAAUUUCCCAACACAGAGAAAUUUCCUCCUGUGUCAUUAUCAGAUCUCAACCCAGCUAUUAUUUCUGUACGAAAUGCCACUCCAGAAUAUUCUGGCACAUACAGCUGUACAGUUAAAAACCGAGUUGGUUUUGAUAAAUGCAUUUUGACGGUGACUGUCAUUCCUCCUUCAAACACUGCUGGUACAAUUGCUGGAGCUAUUGUAGGAACUUUGUGUGGUCUGUUGCUACUGGGUCUUCUAAUCUUUUGCUGCUGUAAAAAACGCAAGGAGGAAAAAUAUGAAAAAGAAGUUCACCAUGAUAUCAGAGAAGACGUUCCUCCUCCAAAGAGCCGUACAUCUACAGCCAGAAGCUACAUUGGUAGCAAUCAUUCAUCUCUGGGAUCAAUGUCUCCUUCCAACAUAGAAGGCUAUUCCAAAGCUCAGUAUAACCAAGUACCAAGUGAAGACUUUGAUCGUACUCCACAGAGCCCAAGUUUUCCACCAGCUAAAGUAGCAGCAUCUAAUCUAAGCAGAAUGGGAGCUAUUCCUGUGAUGAUACCAGCACAAAGCAAAGAUGGGUCAAUCGUAUAAAAACGUCUCAAACUGUUUCUUGAGACUUUUUUCUUCUCUGGAAAUAAGAAAAAGCUGCCAAUCUAAAAAUUGCUUUUGAAGAAAUAGAAUAAUCCAACUUGAACUAAUAAAAAAGAUGAUCAAGAAACUUGUUUAGUUGACAAGAGUUUGAAUCCUACAUCAGACUCUUAAAAACUGCAACCAAGUCAUUUAACCUCUUUUUUUAGCCUAUUUUCCCCAUCUGUUUCAUAGGGUUGUUGUGAGGAACAAAUGCUACAUAUGUAAAGUGCUUUGUGAAUUUUAGGGUAUUAUAUAAAUACUAGCUAAUAUUAAUUUAAAGAAGGAUCUGAUCGAAUCUCUUGGGAAAGGGGAGGGGAUUUCUUAGGUUCCUUUAGAAACAACAGAUUUCAGUGAUAUUUAAUGUCUUCUGUUUUAUUUGUAUACCAAGAAAAGGAAGAUUCCCUGUUACUAUUACUGUUUCUCAGCCAUCUGUAGCAAACUAUAUAAGCCCUACAGAAAUUUGAAGAUAAUGGCAAAAAUAACUAAACUAAUUUAAAAUUAUAAAAUUACUAUUUUUGGAAUUAAUUUGAUGGAAAGAUGUGUCUUAAGCAUCUUAUUGUAUGAAUAUCAGCUAUUACUAAUAAUUAGCUGAGUUUGGUCAUCUAAUUAAUUUGGUAAAAUGAUUUCUUUAAAUGUUUCAACACAAGGAAACUACAAAAGAGUAGCAAUUAUUUUUUGCCUUCUGGCUAUAUUUAGCAAUAAAGGAGCAGCUGGCAGAUUCUUCUCGGGCACUGUUCUUUUUAAAGAAGUCACAUAUUUGGCAAUAGUUUUUAUUAAGAAGUCAUUCACUUAAUUACCUAGUCUACCUCAUGUGGCCGGUAACAAAGACUUCAUCCACAGUGGGCAGGACUGCAAAUUAGGGAAUUCAGUGUGUUAAGGAACAUGGCUUGUUGCUUUUUAAGCUUCCUAGCCCAGACUGAUUGAAUGGGAUUGUACUUGUAUAUUUUCAUUUUACUGCUUCAGGCUGUGUUUAUGUGAAUUAAAUAAUUAAUGUUAAUUUUUUAAAAAAUACAGUUAUAGAACAAGUUUGCCAGACCUACAUAAGGGUUUGGUUUUUGUUUUUCUGGAACAUUUUUCUCCCCAGAAAUGUGUACACCCAUAUUUAUCUUUUUGAAAAUCAAAUUUCUGAAAGAAACAAUUUUUUCAAACCACCAGAAAGUUUACUUUUAAAAGAAUGAAUCUUUUCUUUCCACAAUUGUUGUAAAUUAGUACUUAUGACUUGUGUGUUUAUUAUCUUGCAGAAGUAGUUUUGUAUGAUACUCAUAGAGAAGCUGAGGUUUGGGAAGAUUUCCUUCUUAGUUUUGUGAAAAUUAAUAAUUUUUAACAAACUUACGAAAAACAGUAUUUUUAACACCUGUAUCUUAGAAACAAGAAAACUAAUUUUAUCAAAAAAUAACACCUAUUGCUUUUUUCCUUAAGAUUUUAAUGACUAUGGUAGAAGAACUUCAUUUCUUUAGCAAAUAAGAUCUGCUUUUAAAACUCCAAUGCUUUUUUCUCCUUAGAUUUUUGUAAGAACUUAAUUCUUGAUAAACUGCUUGAGUGCUUUGGUUGUAAAUACCACACAUAAAUAAAAGUUGUUGUGAACCUAGAAUUAUGUAUUAUAUCCUGUGUAAAACUAAAUGGCUGUAAUGUUUAAGUUUUUUGUAUACGUAUGGUUUUUUACCAUACCCUGUUAGAGCUAAAAGAAAUUUUCAUCUGUGCCUUUACAGUAAACUCCUAUUUAUCAAGCAUUUUUGUGCCCAUGAACUAUCACAUGAAAGGUGCUUUAGGGGUGAAGGUACUGUUUGUUUUUUAAGUACAUCACUGUGAUACCUUUCUACUUUGCUUUUUAAUACUGCCUUUUUUCAAUGUGUUCUUUUUGAAUAUUGCUUAAAUGUAUUAAGGGAAUUAGUUUUUGAUAUUGUUGCAUUUCAAAUACCCAGUGCUAUUUUCUCAUGGUUCUGGCUCCUGUGUUCUUAGCUAGACAGCUAGACUGCUAGACGUUUAGGAUUUAUUUUUACAAUAAUGAAAUUAAUGUUAAGAAAUUUAUUAUGAAACAAUACUUUUAAGAUUUGAUCUUUGUUUUUUGCUAAGGAGCUGUCUAAACAUUUGAUAGACAUCACCUUAGGUGUUACAUAUGAAUGAUAUGGUUGAUCAGCUCUUCCUGGGAAGGUUUUUGAUUUUCAACUUAAAUAAAAUACUAGAUCUAACCUGAGGAAUUAGAAUUCAAAAUUUGUAAAAUAUUUUUCAUUGUAUGCUCUUUUAAAGAUUUUUUUAAACAAGAACAGACAAUAAUUUAUGCCUAUUUACUAUGACCAUUCUAUUCUGUCUUUUGCUGAAAUUUCACUCCAUAAUUCAAAUCAGUUUUGUUAUUUAAAAUUCAAUCUUGUAAACUUAGAAUUUACAAAUGAAAAAAAGAUAUUUAUUAUAUUUGAGAAAAAUCUACCAGUUGAUGGGUCUCAAAUUGGCAUAUCCUUUCACAAGUAACAAAAAUUUCCAGAUUUCUUUUGUGUUUGCAUGGGUACAAAUUUAAAGUAUCAUUUUAAAUUGUGCAGAUCACAUAUUUAAAAGCUAUAAUGCAGUGUGAAUAAAAAAGUUGUAUGUAGUUGGGAUUUUUUUAAUGUUAGUCAAAGAAAACUUGUAGCAUGUUUAAAUAAGUUGGCAUAAUUUUAACUUUUUUUCUAUGGCUUACAGAAAUGUAUAUUUACCUUCUCUGUAUUCAUACAUUCCUUCUAUGUAGUACCAUAAUGAAAUAUUUGGGGCAAACUUUAAAUCUAAAAAGAAAAAAAGCUCCAAUUAAGCCAGCAUCUCACGAUAGAAUAUAUUACAGCAAUAAUAACAAACUGUAGGUUUGUACUAUGUGAGUUUAGAAGAAUGAUCAAUAAAUUUAAGCUUUUGUUUAAACUGG
Sarcophilus harrisii (Tasmanian devil) is the source of this 4243-nucleotide messenger RNA. It is a transcript of the gene CXADR, whose product is annotated as CXADR Ig-like cell adhesion molecule. Gene Ontology annotation, cellular component: basolateral plasma membrane; intercalated disc; bicellular tight junction. Lineage: Eukaryota; Metazoa; Chordata; Mammalia; Dasyuromorphia; Dasyuridae. Bases 223 to 1317 code for a protein of 364 amino acids. The transcript is spliced from 7 exons. The record is from RefSeq and is a predicted model, not a curated record. Gene Ontology annotation, molecular function: cell adhesion molecule binding. Gene Ontology annotation, biological process: homotypic cell-cell adhesion.